AUGCGUGGGACGGUCCAGGAUUAUGCGACUGCUAUUGCUAUCAGGCUUAACGUCCACGACAGAAUCCCCUAUGCAUUUAGGAACGACGACAUGCCCGUAUACCUUCGAGGCGUUCAAUUCAUGUUAUCGGCUGUCUCGGUAUUGCUUCCUGCCUCUACUUGGGCGCUUCGCGAACCCCGCUUCAAGGCGAUAGCUAGCCGGGGCAUAGUACUCGAGCUUGGCCACCUCAUUUUUACAGAGAACGUUCGGAAGCUGACAGCGCUCAGGAAAUUUGAAAACUCCAUUCACGAUGACCGGCCUCAUGCAAUGCCGAAUUGCACGGUCAAGAGCCACAUCCAAGAAUUCGAAGAGGUCUACAUACGAUCAAAAAUUUCCCAUCAACAUCUCAUCUCGAUCACCCGAUCAACCACCUUUCCCAUCAAACAGGAUUGA
Messenger RNA from Pseudocercospora fijiensis CIRAD86, 432 nucleotides. RefSeq lists its product as uncharacterized. Lineage: Eukaryota; Fungi; Ascomycota; Dothideomycetes; Mycosphaerellales; Mycosphaerellaceae. The record is from RefSeq and is a predicted model, not a curated record. The transcript is spliced from 8 exons. Bases 1 to 432 code for a protein of 143 amino acids.